Vitis riparia (riverbank grape) is the source of this 476-nucleotide messenger RNA. RefSeq names its product signaling peptide TAXIMIN 1. The transcript is spliced from 2 exons. The record is from RefSeq and is a predicted model, not a curated record. Bases 24 to 254 code for a protein of 76 amino acids. NCBI's taxonomy places the organism in Eukaryota, Viridiplantae, Streptophyta, Magnoliopsida, Vitales, Vitaceae.
AAAAAAACUUGACAUAACUGAAGAUGUGCUGCGACGGAGAUUGCAGGCCCUUGGGGUUUCUAUUAGGCCUUCCCUUCGCUUUCCUCUCUCUCCUCAUCUCCAUCGUCGGCGUCGUCAUCUGGAUCGUCGGGUUGUUGUUGACGUGCAUAUGCCCCUGUUGCUUGUGCGUGACGGUACUAGUAGAGCUUGCGCUGGAGCUGAUCAAGGCCCCCAUUCAUGUGAUGGAGUGGUUCACAUCUCAGAUCCCUUGUUAGCCUUUUUCCUUCUCCCUUCUUUUCUCUUCUUCAUUUUGAUAUUGCCUCCUCCUAAUUUUCAUCUGUUUCUCUGAUUCUCCCCUGUACAAUCGUUAUAUCUAUGUAUGUAUGGAUGAUUUCCCUCAAAUCUCCACUCCUGUAUUUCAAAUCCUAAGAAAAGUAGAUGGAAUUUGAUUUGUUCCAAUCUCCUGAUCUGUGUGAAUGAAUAUUGGGCUUGUUUCA